GGAAGAGCAGGCGUCAACUCAAUGCGUCUUGCCUUGUCACCUCAUCUGAAAGACUGACCUGAAACCAUACUCAGGUGGAAUCGUACUGGUGGUCUACAUGGUCACACGGCGGGUCGCACGGGGGGUGAAGCGUCUAGUCCCACGUCUACUGGCGACACGGCAUUCUUCAGUUUCCAGGACAUGGCAGCCCUCUGUAUUUCAAUUUCUUACGACAUGUCGCUCCCGCGGACUCACUUCUCUCUCUCAUGAUCGCAUAUCUUUCUUGACUUGCGAACGACGGAGGUGGCGACAGGAGACGGCGAUUGGCCAAAAGCGACAAACAGGCACUGCGACUGCAUCUGAAGUGUCAAAACCAUCUGCUAUUGAAGAGCUCUCUGGACGCGAUCUCGUGCUUUCUCCGCCGGCUCUAGUAGUAACACGAGAAUAUGAAUGGGCAAAUAUUCUCGUUGGCUUCGAGCAAGCAAAUAAAUACACAAUCCGAGCAGCCCCUGGGGGGCAAGUGGUCGGGUACCUCGCUGAGGUAACAAUCUGUUGGGCGUGCAAUAACCAGAAAUAUUCUCAAGACUCGUCGCCCAUUUAAAGCGACAGUUUU
Molecule: messenger RNA, 592 nt
Organism: Chondrus crispus (carragheen)
Lineage: Eukaryota; Rhodophyta; Florideophyceae; Gigartinales; Gigartinaceae
Exons: 4
Coding region: 98-580 (160 amino acids)
Biological process (GO): plasma membrane phospholipid scrambling
Molecular function (GO): phospholipid scramblase activity
Source: RefSeq, a predicted model, not a curated record